CCCUGCUAUAGCUACACUGUGCUGGACGAUGCUUGGAGAGCCACAGACAAUCGAUAUACCUUCAAUUUAAUGUGUGAUGCUUAUGUCAGCUGGAUGGGCUGGUAUCGUCUCUUCAUUCAUGGCCAGAGCGUUCAGAUGCCAGACACAUGUGUUGAUCGGCUAAGCUGUGGCACUCAUGCCCCACUUUGGCUAAACGGUCCACACCCACGAAUUGAGGAUGGAGUGGUGACCCGAGAUGUCUGCGGUCACUGGUGGAAUAACUGCUGUGGUUUCCAGUCAAAUCCAAUUAGAGUGAAAGCCUGCCCAGACAAUUACUACGUCUAUGAGUUUGUUAGCCCAAGUUUCUGCUAUGGGACCUACUGUGCAGAUGUUAGGAACAAUAGCAUCAGCAUUCCUACUUUCACUCCAGAGACAACAUUGGCUGAGGCUUUCCGCAUUGACCCCUGCUACAACUACACAGCCCUGGAUGAUCCUUGGAGAGCCACAGACAAUCACAAUUCAUACAAUUGUGAUGCUAGUGUUAAUUGGGAUGGCUGGUAUCGUCUCUUCAUUGCAGGCCAAGAUGCUCAGAUGCCAGAAACAUGUGUUAAUCAGUUUAGCUGUGGCACUGUUGCCCCACUGUGGCUAAAUGGUCAGCAUCCACGAGUCGAGGAUGGAGUGGUCACCCGUCAUGUCUGUGGCCACUGGAACAAUGACUGCUGCAAUUAUGUGUUUAAUCCUAUGAAAGUGAAAGCCUGCCCAGGAAAUUAUUAUGUGUAUGAGUUCAUGAACCCAGUGUUCUGCUCUGUGGCAUACUGCUCAGUCACAACUCCCAGCUCUGACCCAUGCUUUGAUUAUAAUAUUCUUGAUGAUGAUUGGAGAGAUUUGCGCCAGAACAGCCAGUCAUACGACCAUGAUGACACUGCUGUUGAAUGGAAUGGUUGGUAUCGGCUGUAUUUGAAUGGAGAAAGUGCUCAGCUGUCUGAGUGGUGUGUGACACUCGCAAGAUGUGGUGGUGAAGUUGGACUUUAUCUCAAUGCUUCUCAUCCACAACUUGAGGAUGGGGUGGUGACCCGUGAAGUCUUGGGAUCUUCAAGUUGGUGGUGGAACUCCAACCAAUGUGGCUAUUUUAGAUCUACCUCCAUUCAAGUCAAAGCCUGUCCAGGAGAUUAUUAUGUCUAUAAACUUGACAAACCUGAUGUGUCAAUCCCUAGGCCUACAUACUGUGCAGUUGCAUUCAACAGCAUCAGUAAUGAUCCUUGUUACAACUAUGAAUCUCUGGAUCGUCCCUGGAGAGCUACAGAUGAAACUGGAUUUUACAUUUGUGAUGAAUCCUUCUCCUGGAAUGGCUGGUACAGACUUUUUUACAAUGGAGCGAACAUCCGAAUGCCAGAGAGCUGUGUUAAUGCAGGCAGCUGUAACACACAGUACAGUCUGUCGCUCGCUGGUCCUCACCCUCAGGUAGAGGAUGGAGUGGUGACCAUGGAGGUCUGUACAAGAACAUGGACAUGGUAUUCCAGCUAUGAUUUGAAGCAAACACCCAUCAGAGUUAAAGCUUGCCCAGGCGAUUACUAUGUUUAUGAACUUGUGAAUCAACCAGCAUAUGGGUGUUCAGGGUAUUGUACAGAUGUCAGCACAAUAUCUCUGGUUUCCACUACAAGUCCAGCUACCAGUCCUGGAUUCAGCAUGACUUUGAAUUAUGACCCAUGCUAUAACUACAACAUUCUUGACAAUUACUGGAGAAGCACACUCUGGUAUAUGUCUGGAUAUGAUGACACUCGUGUUGAAUGGCAUGGCUGGUAUCGAUUUUUCAUUAAUGGAUCGAGUGCUCAGAUGCCCGAGUGGUGUUUCAGUUAUAUGUCAUGUGGAGGUUUUAUUUCUCUGUGGCUUGGUGGCCCUCAUCCUCAGCCAGAAGAUGGAGUUGUUACCCGUGAAAUAUAUGGCUCUGUUAAUGAUCAGUGCAGUUCCUACACAUCCAACCCCAUCCAAGUCAAAGCUUGUCCUGGAAAUGUCUAUGUCUACAGACUUUUAAGGCCAAAACCAUCAAUCCCAGUGCCUGUAUAUUGUGCAGUUUUAUUUAACACUCCAAAUACUGAUCCCUGCUAUGACUACACCAGUCUGGAUGACCCCUGGAGAGCCACUGACAAUUAUUACAACAAUUACAUGUGUGAUUAUAAUGUCAACUGGAACGGCUGGUACAGGCUCUUCUACUAUGGUCAGAGUGUCCAGAUGCCAGAGUCAAGUGUUGGUUCUGACAUGUGUGGUACUCCUCACCCACUGUGGCUCAAUGGCCCUCACCCACAGUUAGAAGAUGGAGUGGUCACACGACAAGUAUGUGGUUCCACAUGGAAUGACGGCUGUGGUUACAAAUCUCAUCCAAUACAAGUCAAAGCUUGUCCAGGAAACUAUUAUGUGUAUGAGUUUGUCAGGCCAACAUUCUGUGCAUCUUACUGUGCAGAUGUUACCAACCUUGCAUCUACAACAACAUCUGAAACAACAGUGACAAUUCCACCCACAGAAUCCAGUACUUUGUCUGUUACAACCCCAGCAGAAGCUAUUCCUUUUGACCCCUGCUAUAACUACACUGUGCUUGAUGAUUCUUGGCGAUCCAUUAGCAAUCAGCAUUCCUCCUUCAUAAUGUGUGAUGCUCAUGUCAACUGGAAUGGCUGGUAUCGUCUCUUCAUUGGUGGCCAGAGUGGUCAGAUGCCAGACACAUGUGUUGAUCAGUAUAGAUGUAGCACUCACGCCCCACUGUGGCUAAAUGGUCAACAUCCACAAGUCGAGGACGGAGUGGUCACCCGAAAUAUCUGUGGUCACUGGGGCAAUGACUGCUGCUAUUUCCAAUCCAAUCCCAUUAAAGUGAAAGCCUGCCCAGGAAAUUACUACGUCUAUGAGUUUGUUCAACCAAAUUUCUGCUCUGGGACCUACUGUGCAGCCCCAACUCCCAGCUCUGACCCAUGCUCUGGUUACAAUGUUCUUGAUGACGGCUGGAGAGACUUGCGCACGAACUUCUACCAAUCUUAUUACAAUGAUGACAGAUUUGUUGAAUGGAAUGGUUGGUAUCGGCUGUAUUUGAAUGGAGAGAGUGCUCAGCUGUCUGAGUGGUGUGCGAGUUUCACAGGAUGUGGUGGUGAAGUUGGACUUUAUCUCAAUGGCUCUCAUCCAAAACCUGAGGAUGGGGUGGUGACCCGUGAAGUCUUGGGGUCGUCGUCUUGGGCGUGGUGGUGGUGGUGGUGGAACGCCCACCAUUGUGGCUAUUAUAAAUCCACCUCCAUUGAAAUCAAAGCCUGUCCAGGAGAUUACUACGUCUAUAAACUCGUCAAACCUGACAUGUCAAUCCCUACGCCUACGUACUGUGCAGUUGCUUUCAACAACAUCAGUAAUGAUCCUUGUUACAACUAUGAAAAUCUGGAUCGUCCCUGGCGAGCCACAAAUGAAACUGGACUUUACAUUUGUGAUGAAAAUUUCUCCUGGAACGGCUGGUACCGACUUUUUUACAACGGAAUGGACAUUCGAAUGCAAGAGAGCUGUGUUGCUGAUGGCAGCUGUAACACAUAUAGCAGUCUGUGGCUCAAUGGUCCUCACCCUCAGAUUGAGGAUGGAGUGGUGACAAUGGAGGUCUGUGGAGGCAGAUAUUACAGCUGCUGUGAUUUUAAAUCAACACCCAUCAGAGUCAAAGCCUGCCCAGGCAAUUACUAUGUCUAUGAACUUGUAAAGCCACAUUCAUUUUAUUGUUCAGGAUACUGCACAGAUGCCAGCACUAUAUCAACAACUUUUUCCUCUACAAGUCCAGCUACAUUUAUGGGGUCCAGCAUGACUGCUAUCAACACAGAUUUUGACCCGUGCUAUGACAACAACAUUCUUGACAACUCAUGGAGAAGCACACUCAAUCUCUGGUAUCAAUAUGCACAUGAUGACACUCUAGUUGAAUGGCAUGGCUGGUAUCGACUCUUCAUUGAUGGAUCGAGUGCUCAGAUGCCCGAGUGGUGUUUCAGUUACAUGUUAUGUGGAGGUUAUAGUUCUCUGUGGCUUGGUGGCCCUCAUCCUGAGAUAGAAGAUGGAGUCGUUACUCGUGAAGUCUACGGCUCUGUUAAUGACCAGUGCAGUUACUACAGAUCAGACCCCAUUCAAGUCAAAGCUUGUCCUGGAAGUUAUUAUGUCUACAAAAUUAAAAGGCCAAAGGUAUUGAUCCCAGCCCCUACAUAUUGUGCAGUUGCUUUCACCACUCCAAGUGCUGACCCUUGCUACAACUAUAACAGUCUAGAUGAACCCCAGAGAGCCACCAUCAGCCCACACUACGAUAAAUAUUAUUACUAUGGAAUAUGUGAUUAUAAUGUCAACUGGAACGGCUGGUACAGGUUGUUCUACUAUGGUCAGAGUGUCCAGAUGCCAGAUUCAUGUGUUGGUUAUGGCAUGUGUGGCACUCCUUCCCCACUGUGGCUCAACAGCCCUCACCCACAGCUAGAAGAUGGAGUGGUCACUCGGCAAGUGUGCGUUUCCACAUGGAAUGACUGCUGUGGUCACAAAUCUCAUCCCAUACGAGUCAAAGCUUGUCCAGGAAACUAUUAUGUGUAUGAAUUUGUCAGACCACCAUUCUGCUCUGCAUAUUGUGCAGAAGUUAAUGUCACACAUACAACAACAAGAUCAAAUAUUUCCUCAGGACCAUUUUAUCCAUUUGGAGCUGGCGACACAGAGAAUGAUCGUUCUGAUGAUGGGAUUUCACCAGUGAUUUCCCUUCUACAACCAUUUAGAUUUUUUGGACAGACAUAUAACCAAUUAUAUAUCAACAACAAUGGAUACUUGACUUUUGAUUGGCCAUGGUACAGCUACUUUCCAUACCAGUUCCCAGGUUAUGGUGGAGAAGACCUCAUCGCUCCAUUCUGGACAGAUAUUGAUAACCGGGGCAAUGGUUUUAUUUCAUAUCGUCAGUACUCCUCUGGCAGUGUUCUUGCAGAGGCCACACAAGACAUUAACCAAUACUUCCCUGAUUUGAGUUUUUCUGCUACUUGGGUCUUUGUUGCAACAUGGGACAGAGUUGCAUAUUAUCCAUAUUCAGGAACCGAAACAUCUUUCCAGGUGGUUUUGAUUUCAGAUGGGCAUUUCUCAUUUGUUUUGUUUAAUUAUGGAACAAUUGCUCCAACUCAAAGAUAUGUACAGGCUGGUUAUGACACCAUCAGCUCUACAUACCACUUUUCAAUUACUGGAUCACUACAGUAUAACAUCACAAGCUUAACAUACAGCAGCAAUGUCAAUGUGCCAGGCAGAUGGGUCUUCAGAACAGAUCAUGGAUCACGGGGUUGUCAGUUUAAUGGCAUUCCAGUGCAGCUUGAAGACUCUUUCUGGAGUGAUGCCACCUGCCAGCAGAGAUGCACCUGCACCAGCAGUGGCCUCCAGUGUAGCCACGAGCCCUGCACUUACUCCCAAGCCUGCCGUCCAGCAGCCUUCCAAUACUCUUGCCAGAACAUUCAACGGCAAACCUGUACCAUCUCUGGUGAUCCUCACUACUACACCUUUGACUAUCAGGUUUUUCACUUUCAAGGGACCUGCACUUAUGUUCUCUCUGAGGCUUGUGGCAAUGGUUUGCCAUAUUAUCGCAUUGAGGGCAAAAAUGAGCAUCGGGGCAGCACGCAUGUGUCAUGGACACGGAUGGUCAGAGUUUUUGUCUAUGAUGAAGUAAUUGAACUGGUCAAGGAUCACUAUUAUGAAGCGAGGGUUAGUGGAAGCUUUGCAGCAACGCCAUUCACCCUCCGCAAUGGCUCCAUCCAGGUCUAUCAAUCAGGGUUUACCUUGGCCAUCAGCACAGACUUUGGUCUGCUUGUUACAUAUGAUGCAUACAGCUACGUCAGCAUCUCUGUACCUUAUGACUAUUUUAAUUUCACCUGUGGUCUGUGUGGAAACUUUAAUCUGCACCCCGAAGAUGAUUUCCGUUCACCCAGUGGUGAGAUCUUGAGCUCAGAUGUGGACUUUGCUAACAGCUGGAAGGUACAAAGUGACACAGAUCCUGAAUGCCAUAAUGUCAGGUGCACAGGUCUGGCUUGUGCUGUUUGUACCACAGAUGAAAUGACUUUGUACAGUGACAGCAGCCACUGUGGAAUCCUGGAAGAUGUUGUCGGCCCUUUUGUUGAUUGCCACCCUGUUCAUGCACCACAGACCUACAUAGAGAAUUGUGUGUAUGAUCUUUGCUUGGGAGGAGGGUACCAGCCCAUUCUAUGCCAGGCUCUCAAUGUGUAUGCUACUCAGUGCCAACAGCAGGGUGUACACCUUGGUCAAUGGAGACAGCAGGGCUUCUGUGAAAUUCAAUGCCCUGUACACAGUCAUUUUGAGCCUCAAGGAACAGGUUGUCCUGUGACUUGCAGUAAUCCGUCUGCCCCAAUGAACUGUCCCUUGCCCAGUCAGGAAAGCUGUAUCUGUGAUCCUGGGUACAUCCUGAGCGCUGGAGAGUGUGUGCCUGAAGCAAACUGUGGCUGCAUCUUUGAGGGCUUCUAUUACGUUGAAGGACAGUCAGUGGUGUUGGAUGGUGACUGUGGGAGACAGUGUGUGUGCAGCAGCAUGUCGAUGACCUGCCAUGAGCACCAGUGUGGUCCAGCAGAGGUGUGUGGAGUCCAUGAUGGUGUGAGAGGCUGCAGACCCACUGGCUAUGCUACCUGCUCGGUUGAAGACCUCGGGUCAUAUCACACCUUCGAUGGACAAAGUUUCAGAUACUCCGGAGCAUGCGGAUUGACCCUUACUAGGGUGAUGGGGCCAUCCCCACUACCACACUUUGUGCUGACGGUGGAGAAAGUACCCAGAGGCCUUCAAGACUUUUCCAGGGUUCUGAAGUUUGAGGCAGAAGGAAUUCAGGUCACCAUCGAAAUGGGAGAGGGCAGCAAUGUAAAGGUGGAUGGACAGAUGGUCGGUCUGCCUGUCAGUGUUGGCUCUGGUCAAAUCCGCAUUUAUCACAGCAGUGUGAGGGGUUUUGUUUUGGAAACAAACUUUGGGGUGACUGUAAGAGCUGACUGGCCGCACAUUGUCCGAAUUACGGCACCAAGCACAUAUAGUGGCACACUUGGAGGUCUGUGUGGGAACUUGAAUGGAGACAUUGCCGAUGAGUUUUAUACUCCAGAUGCUGUCCUGUUAAAUGACACUCAGCUGUUUGCGGACAGCUGGCGUGAUGGUUCCCUAUCAGCUCACUGUGAGGACCCAAAUGACAGCUGGGAAACAGGACAUUAUCAGAACAGCAGCCAGUUCAUUGAACAUUGUAGCAUAAUGGCCAAGCAUGAUGGACCAUUUGCUGAGUGCAGCAGAGCAACAGAUCCUCAGCAACGGAUAGCAGAUUGCGUUCAGCUGCUGGAGCAGACACAAGGUGCCAGAGAGGCUCUAUGUGAGGCUUUGCGAGGUUACACGCUACUUUGCCAACAGAAUGGCAUUGCAGUAGAAGAGUGGAGGAUUGCCACCCACUGUGAUCCCAGCUGUCCAGCAAAUUCCCAUUAUGUUGUAUGCGGUACAUCUUGUCCUGCAUCCUGCCCCAGCCUCUCCUUUCCAUUUCAGUGCACACUGCAGUGCCAGGAGGGAUGCCAGUGUAAUGACGGAAAUGUGUUGAAUGGAGAUCGUUGUGUGCCUCCCGUGGGUUGUGGUUGCUACCACUCUGGGCGUUAUCGGCAGGCUGGAGAGACGUUCUGGCAUGGUGAAGAGUGCCAGUUCUUGUGUGUUUGUGAUGGAAUCACUGGAAAUGUUCAUUGCACACCAUCUUCUUGCAGUGAGGUGGAGGUCUGCCAUGUGUUGGACGGCGAGUACGGCUGCCAUCCUCGGCCACACGCUCGUUGCUCUGCUUCAGGAGACCCCCACUACAUGUCUUUUGAUAAAUCCUACUUUGACUUCCAGGGCACAUGCCGCUAUGUGCUAGCCACAGUAUGUAAUGACACUACUGGGCUUCCGCACUUCCAGGUGGAUGCAAGGAACGAGGCAUGGCAUGGACUCCCAGUGUCAAUUACUGUUGAAAUUUUUGUCAAUGUCUCUGGGCAUCUUGUGCACAUGUCACGGGACAUGAACCGUUGGUUUACUGUUGAGGUUGAUGGAGAGACCAGAAACCUCCCCAUCCUGCUUGACUCUGGACGGGUGUCUGUGUACUCCAGCGCACAGUACAUAUUUGUAUCAACUGACUUUGGUUUGAGCGUUGGUUAUAGUGGCUCCUGGGCGGUGGACAUCAUCGUACCAGCGGACUACGGUGGUGUUACGUGUGGCAUCUGUGGAAACUUCAACGGCCAGAGUAAUGAUGACUUCAUGACUCCUUCAGGUGCUCUGGUGCGCUCAGCAGACCAGUUUGGAGCAAGUUGGAAGGUUGAGGACGAGCUGCCAUGCAAUGAUGGGUGUGGAAACAAUUGCCCUUUGUGCCAGGAUCAGACAACCUCCCGUUCCCUGUGUGACAUCAUCAGGUCCAGUGAGGGCCCCUUUAGUUUCUGCCAUGUUUAUGCCGAUCCUCAAGCCUACUUUGAUGACUGUGUGUUCGAUGUUUGCCUUUCUGGAAACCGUAAUGAUGUCCUGUGUCGCUCGAUCCAAACCUAUGCGAGUGCCUGUCAAUCUAACAAUGCCGUUAUCUACCCCUGGAGAGAAAGCGCAUCCUGUGUCAUAACCUGCCCAGAGAACAGCCACUAUGAGUUGUGUGGCACAGACUGUGGUCAUACUUGCGCCAGCAACAUUGAUGCUAGUUGUGAACACACCUGCUCAGAGGGAUGUUUCUGUGAUGAUGGGUUGGUGAGGAGUGGAGGACUCUGUGCAUCAGUAGAGCAAUGUGGCUGCUUGCAUACCGGAUUCUACUUUAAUGUUGGUGAGCAAUUCUGGAAUGAAGAAUGUUCCCAACUCUGUGAAUGUUUUGCUCCAAAUGAUUUGCGCUGCUCUGAUUCAACAUGCCCAUCGACGAUGGAGUGUACGGUCAGAAAUGGACUUCGUGGCUGCUAUGAAGACAGCACCACACACAUGACCACCACCAAAUCAAGCAUUCACUCAGACGAGAGCACUACACACAUUAUCACCACCACAUCAAGCCUUCCCUCAGAAGAGAGCACCACCUACAUGACCACCACUAGAUCAACCAUUCCCUCAAGUGAAGGAGACCCCUGUCUUGAGCUCAGCUGCACUGAGAAUGAACAGUGUGAAGAGAAACAUGGUGUUUACGGCUGUUCCUGCAAGGAAAACCAUCACAGAUCUCAGCAUGACUCCUUUGAUUUCAUUGAAACCUGUGAAAGCAGCUCUGGCUCCAUGUCUCUGUCUCGCUGUCAGCUUUUUGAGGCUGGUUUUCCUUCUGACAUCUUACACCUCAAUGACCCCAACUGCAGAGGAACAGUCCGGAAUGGCAGAGUGGAGUUCUAUUUUGACAACAAUGACCACAUCUGUGGCACAAAUCUUGUGGCCAAUGGCACCCACUUCAUCUAUAAGAACUUUAUUGUGGGGGAGCCAAAAUUAGUUGGGCAUCUCAUCAGCAGGAAAAGAAUUCUGAAGCUUCCUUUCAGCUGCGUUUACUCACAAACCCAAAUACUUUCCAUGGACAUCAACCCUCUGGAGAGCACUGUGCACAUGAACCUUCCUGCUGGUCAAGGGACAUAUCAGGUCAGGAUGAUUCCAUAUCAGGAUGCCGAAUUCUCCCACCCCUUCGCUGGUAGUGUGAACGCAGAGCUGAGCAAGCGGAUUUUUGUGGACGUUGGUGUUGAUGGAGUUGACAGCCGUCAGUUUGCUUCAGUGAUUGACACAUGUUGGGCUACACCUGUGAACGAUCCUCAUUACCCUCUCCGCUGGGACCUCAUCGUUGAUGGGUGUCCCAAUCCUAAUGAUGAUACAGUGGAGUUGCUGCAAAAUGGUGUUUCUACAUCCAGCCGUUUCUCCUUCGAGAUGUUUAUAUUCACUGCAGACUCCACCAAGGUUUACCUGCACUGUGCUGUUCACCUUUGCCUUCUGACAGACAAUCACUGCUCAGUGCACUGUGACUCUGAACACCACCAUAGAGCGGGCAGAUCUGUGGAUUUCCAUGACAGUACUUCCAUAUCCCUUGGUCCAUUGAUGUGGUCUGAUGGUAACAAAGAUACGCCGAUGCCACGCCAAGUGCUAGUAUCCAGGGCUCCAUGUCUGUUGGGUUCUCUGACUAUAUCACUUAUUUCUCUGAUGAGUCUCCUGAUAUUCUGCUAGGAUAUUUCCACUGACAAUCAACCUAAUGUUUUAACACAUCUAUUCUUAUAUUUUUAUUAUAUCUCUUUCUCGAUGAAUGUGACACUGAUGCCAAACUGUUACAAGCUUUCUAUAAAUGUGACCUUUGGGUGAUUGUUGAAAAUCACAACCUUUAAACUCUUUUAUAAAUCAAACAGUCUUAUUACUAUUGUGAGGAUAAAGCAUAUUAAAUAAUGAGAUAAAACAAAUCACAAUAAACUGAUUUUCUCUGUGCUUUG
Molecule: messenger RNA, 10391 nt
Organism: Sinocyclocheilus rhinocerous
Lineage: Eukaryota; Metazoa; Chordata; Actinopteri; Cypriniformes; Cyprinidae
Product: alpha-tectorin-like
Exons: 39
Coding region: 70-10134 (3354 amino acids)
Biological process (GO): cell-matrix adhesion
Molecular function (GO): protein binding
Source: RefSeq, a predicted model, not a curated record